Molecule: messenger RNA, 1560 nt
Organism: Microthlaspi erraticum
Lineage: Eukaryota; Viridiplantae; Streptophyta; Magnoliopsida; Brassicales; Brassicaceae
Source: the annotation of a GenBank genome assembly
AUGGCUCUAAACGUUAGCAAAGUGGUUCCUAAUGGUCCUGUAUUAGCGAAGAGGGUUAAUGUAAACACCUCAAGAUCUCAAAGAGUUUUGCUAGCGUUUGCUCCCAAAAAGUGCUCAUCUGCUGAAGAACUACAAGGUCUUUGUUGUACAAAGCCGGUUACUUUUGCUACUUCUCGUAGAUCUUCCACAUUGUGCUUUCUUGGGAAAUCUCAAGAUACAGAAACCAAACCUCACGAGGACUGUCUUGAUUUACCCAACUCACAAAAAGAAGGUGAGAAGCAAGUGAUGCCGAGGAGAACAACUAGUUCAAGCCAGUUUUUGGUUGAAUAUGUGUCUAAUGAUGCUAAGUUUGUCAAUGAAAGAGCUCGUAAUGACUUUGUUCUUCUAUCCCGUGGCAUUAUGAGACUUGAUGCUCGUGCACGUCAGGAUGUUGCGAUUCUUGGCUCCGGAUUCCUUAAACUAGAUGCUCGAGCAAGAGAAGAUACGGAGAAAAUAGACCGUGACGUCAAAAGAAAGGCCGAGCGCCUUCAUCAUAUUGCUACUAUAUUAAAGAACAUAGCUCAGUCUAAGUUGAAAAAUGCUGCUGAUAAGCAUUGGAGCGACGGUGCCUUAGAGGCUGAUUUAAGGCGAGCAGAUUUCCGCGCUAAACAACGGGCAAUGGAGGAUGCAUUAAUGGCUUUAGAAGUAAAAAACAAAUUCAUCAAGAAUGUGCAUGACAUGAUGGUUAACAAAAUGGUUGAUAGCUUAGGGGUUACAUCAGAAACUGGUAUCACAGACCGUAUAUCGCUUGAGAAGAAUGGGAAAGCUCUAGACUUUUUCCCUGGAGAAGUUUCAUCUGACCGCAUAUCUGCUAUUGAGGAAGCUUACAGAGGUAUGGCAUCAGCACUCUCAGAAGCCGAUGGAAUUGACUACACUGACCCUGAAGAGCUCGAGUUGUUAGUGACAACUCUGAUUGACCUUGAUGCAAUGGAUGGUAAAACUAGUGCUUCUCUCUUGGCUGAAUGCUCAAGCUCUCCAGACGUCAAUACAAGAAAAGCAUUGGCUAAUGCCUUAGCAGCUGCACCAUCGAUGUGGACAUUGGGAAAUGCAGGCAUGGGAGCAUUACAGAGACUCGCUGAAGACAAUAACCCGGCGAUUGCAGCGGCUGCUUCAAAAGCGAUCAUUGCACUCAAGAAGCAGUGGGAAGUAGAAGAAGGAGACUCACUUAGCCUCAUCAUUAUCUUCUUCUCUUCUUACAUUCUUGAUUUUGCUUUUCUUGUUCAUCUGCUUCACUCAAACACAAAGACAAUGGCACUCUCAAAGCCACCACUACAUUUCACUCUCUUACACAAUCCAAACCCUCCAAUUGAAGCAGCGGAUUCUAUCUUAACACGCUCUGUUGAUGAUUCAUCAAGAAGAAUACGUAGAGACGUUCUUCUCUCAAUCACAGGAACACUUAUCCCUCAACUGUUCUUUCUCGAUCGCAAACGCUCUUCCUCUGCAAACGCUGCUGACAUUUUCAGCUUCAUCAUGCCACAACCCGAACCAGAACGUUCGGUCGAGGUUGCUCAGGUCUGCUAA